This is a messenger RNA of Rhodotorula toruloides NP11, 1515 nucleotides long. RefSeq names its product hexokinase. Gene Ontology annotation, molecular function: glucokinase activity; D-glucose binding; mannokinase activity. Gene Ontology annotation, cellular component: mitochondrion; cytosol. Bases 1 to 1515 code for a protein of 504 amino acids. Gene Ontology annotation, biological process: intracellular glucose homeostasis; glucose 6-phosphate metabolic process; glycolytic process. NCBI's taxonomy places the organism in Eukaryota, Fungi, Basidiomycota, Microbotryomycetes, Sporidiobolales, Sporidiobolaceae. The transcript has 6 exons. The record is from RefSeq and is a predicted model, not a curated record.
AUGUCGCCCCCUUACCUCCUCCCGCUGCCCAAUGUCGCGACCCUGCCGCCCAAGCUGCAGGCCGCGGUCGACGACAUCGAGCAGCAGUUCGACUUGCCGACAGACAAGUUGCGCGAGAUCACCGACCAGAUGCUGUGGGAGUACAACAAGGGCUUGUCCGAAUUGCCCACGGACGAGACGAGGGACACUUUCGUCCCGAUGAUCCCCUCCUACAUCCAGCACAUCCCGCACGGCAAGGAGAAGGGCACCUUCCUCGCGCUCGACCUUGGCGGCACCAACCUGCGUGUGUGCGAGGUCGAGUUGCUCGGCGACAGCAAGUGGCGCAUGAAGCAGCAGAAGUACCGCGUCUCGGACGCCCUCAAGGUCGGAGAUGUCACCGCCUUGUUCGACUACAUCGCGGGUUCCGUCGACCACUUUUUGACCGAGAUCGGCACGACCGCGAGCGAGGACGAGAAGCUCCACCUCGGUUUCACCUUCUCGUUCCCCGUCGCUCAGACUGCGCUCGCUGCGGGAACCCUCAUCAACUGGACAAAGGGCUUCGAGUGCAAGAAUGCUGUCGGCAAGGACGUCGUCCAGCUCCUGCAGGACGCCCUCGACCGCAAGCACAUCCACGUCCGCUGCUCGGCGCUCGUCAACGACACUUGCGGCACCUUGAUGGCCGCCGCGUACGAGCGCGGCGACUGCUUGUGCGGCGGUAUCUUUGGCACGGGCACGAACGGCGCCUACGUCGAGAGUAUCGACAAGCUCACCAAGAUGGGCUACCAGGCAGACGAGCUCGAGCGCAACAAGGAGCAGGGACUCGACAAGAUGGUUGUCAACACCGAGUGGGGAGCGUUCGACAACGAGCGCAAGGUGUUGCCGUUCACCAUCUUCGACAGCCGCGUCGACCGCAUCUCGAUCAACCCUCGGAAGCAGGCGUACGAGAAGAUGAUCUCCGGAAUGUACCUCGGCGAAGUCACCCGCAACGCGCUCCUCCACCUCGUCGACUCGCAAGUCCUCUUCAACGGUUUCUCCUCGCAGAGUCUGAACCGCCACUACGGCCUCGACACGGCGAUCAUGUCCGCCCUCGAAGCGCCCUUCGUCCCCAACUCUCCCCAGUCCGGCGACGCCCUCACCGCCAUCCGCCAAGUGCUCACCUCGGAACUCGGCAUCUCCGCCUCGCUCAUCGACGACGCAGACUGCCUCGCCGCCGCACGCAUCUCGGAAGUCGUCGGCACGCGCGGGUGCAGGCUCUCGGCUUGUGCGAUCGCGGCGACGGUUAGGCAGACGGGCGGCGACGCGCGCGACUGGCCAGAGGCGAAGAAGAUCAUCUUUGGUCUUGAUGGAAGCUUGGUCGAGUUCUAUCCGAGGUUUGAGCAGAGGGUCAGGGAUGCGUUGAGGGAGUUGCUUGGAGACGAGGUGCAGAAGAGGGUCGACAUCGUUUUGGCGAAGGACGGUUCCGGCGUCGGAGCCGCACUGUGCGCGCAGGCCGCCCAGGCGAUGGAGCAGAAGGGCGCCGCGACCGUCACCAAGUAA